AUGGUACAUCCUCAAUUUCAAACUGUAUUAGGAGGUCGUCCACUUCUGUAUUUAUUUCAAUUCGACGAUGCAGAAGCCAAUCUUUGUGGAGGUGGAUGGUCUGGAAGUAGAGAAGUAUUUAAUAGGUUUCGACAGAUGGCCAUAAAUCGAGGACUACAAAAUCCAUACAUGGUUUUGAUGGACUUUCAAGUUCCAACUGUGCAAGCUCAUGCCGCCCUUCUCGGAUUCGACGCAAUUUCGAUGUACGCUUUACCCGGUGGAACCAUCGAGGGCUCACCGUUCAUCGACCUAGUUCAUACUGCUCAACAAUGGUGGCAAUCUGCUCAUGACGUCCAAGCAAAAAUGGUACCGAUCGUUCCUACUGGUUGGGAUGCCCGACCACGCUAUGAAAAUCCUGUGCCAUGGCUCAUUGAAGGACCAGAGCAUUAUUUUCAACCUACUGGCGAAGAAUUGCAACAAUUCUUUAAGACAGCGAUCAACUUUACUUGUCAAUAUAAUGAGACAGCUGAGGCGCAGACGAUACUCGUCUAUGCAUGGAACGAAAAUAGCGAAAAUGGUGCUCCUCUUAUUCCUACGCUAGGAAAUGGUACUUUCUACGUUGAUGCUUUAUCGAAGAUACUUCCAUUGUACUGUUAA
This is a messenger RNA of Rotaria sordida, 636 nucleotides long. NCBI's taxonomy places the organism in Eukaryota, Metazoa, Rotifera, Eurotatoria, Philodinida, Philodinidae. The record is from the annotation of a GenBank genome assembly.